AUGCCCGACGUUCGAUCCGUAACAGAAACGCCCAGCAAUAUCGUCGAAAAGGAUGAAAACCCCGAUAGCGAAGAGGACACCCCAGUGUAUGGAAACAAGGGCUUCUUCUCUUUCCUGAAAGACUGGAGCCCGGGGUCUCUUCGGGGGCGGAGGUCGCAGCGUCAGGACCCUGUUGCUGUCGGUGCGCCGAUUCCGCCUAACCCUAAGCUGUUCUUUGCGAAUGAGAGGACAUUCUUGCACUGGAUGAACUUGUGCGUUAUUCUGGGCGGUUUGAGCAUGGCCUUGUUGAACUUUGGCGACAGAGUGGCACAAACUGCAGCGGCAGCGUUCGGAUUGAUUAGCGUCAUCUUGAUGUUCUACUCACUGGCGCAGUUCUGGAUUCGGGCGGAAAGGUUGACGAAAAAAGAACGAGGGAACGUGUUCGAAGACCCAGUAGGAAUUCUGGCGAUGGUCGCAGUCGUUUUCCUCGCUGUCGGAAUAAAUCUGGGUCUGCAGUUUACGACGGGCACGAGUAUGAUACAUAGCCUAUUCGCCGCCUCAAACCACUAA
This is a messenger RNA of Fimicolochytrium jonesii, 549 nucleotides long. RefSeq lists its product as uncharacterized. The record is from RefSeq and is a predicted model, not a curated record. The transcript is spliced from 3 exons. Lineage: Eukaryota; Fungi; Chytridiomycota; Chytridiomycetes; Spizellomycetales; Powellomycetaceae. Bases 1 to 549 code for a protein of 182 amino acids.